AUGCUGAGACAGUACACGGGACUAUAUCACAUGGAGGAUGAUUUUUAUGAACUUAGCAUGGAACAAUCUUUGGCGAUUUAUGUGGCGAAGCCUUCUGUUAUUUUGGGAUUAUCUCUUGAAUAA
Molecule: messenger RNA, 123 nt
Organism: Fusarium mangiferae
Lineage: Eukaryota; Fungi; Ascomycota; Sordariomycetes; Hypocreales; Nectriaceae
Exons: 1
Coding region: 1-123 (40 amino acids)
Source: RefSeq, a predicted model, not a curated record